AACCCAUUGAUCCUUUAUUACCAAAAUCAAUCUCUAGGGUUUAGGGUUUACUCUCUCUCUCUCUCUGCAAAAUGGGGAAGAAGCGAAAACACAGUGACGUAGAGGUACCGGCGGUGAAGAAGGAUGAAACGGCACCGGAGAGACCCAAACGGACUCUUCUGGGUUGGAAAGAUAAACCAGAAACCCAACAAGAAUCUACAGGAUUCAGAAACAGAGAGAAAGUUCUCGUCACCUGCUCCCGUCGCAUCAAUUACAGGUACCGGCAUUUGAUGUUGAAUUUGGUGUCUGUUUUGCCACACUGCAAAAAGGAUAACAAAGUUGAGUCAAAGGCUACUAAAGGAGCUACUUUGAAUGAGUUGGUUGAGCUUAAGAGUUGCUCUUCUUGUUUGUUCUUUGAGUGUAGGAAGCAUAAAGAUCUUUACUUGUGGAUGUCUAAGUGCCCUAAUGGUCCAUCAGUAAAGUUUUUAGUUAAUGCAGUUCACACAAUGGAAGAGUUAAAGCUCACUGGAAAUCAUCUUAAAGGCUCCCGUCCUCUACUCACAUUUUCAUCAAAUUUUGAUAAAGAUCCGCACUGGAAACUUUUGAAAGAAAUGAUUACACAGAUAUUUGGAACCCCCAAGGAACACAGGAAAUCAAAGCCCUAUCAUGACCAUGUCUUCGUGUUCUCAAUCGUUGAUGACCACAUAUGGUUCCGUAACUACCAGAUUUCAUGCCCUCAUACUGGAGCAGAUAAAAUUGAUCGAGGCGGCUUGGAAAAGAUGACCUUAAUUGAGGUUGGUCCAAGGUUUUGUUUAAAUCCAAUAAAGAUAUUUGGCGGUAGCUUUGGAGGUCCGACUCUGUAUGAGAAUCCCUUCUAUGUUUCGCCAAAUCAGAUACGUUCAUUGGAGAAAAGACAAAAGGCUGGCAAGUAUGCGAAGAAGGUUAAAGCAAAGACUAGAAGAAAAAUGCAUGAGAUGACAAACCCGUUGGAGACCGAUGAGUUUGCAGACAUGUGGAAGGAAUGAUCGGUUUUCAACAUGCUUGAUCCAUUGUACUCUUCAUAAGUUUCGGUUCUGUUUUGUAUGGCUGUAGGAUUCAUCGGAUUUGUCUAAUUGUCAAAAAGCGAUUUUGGUUUCCGGAUGCUUUUGAACUUCAAACCAUGCAAUCCCUAUAAUUUAAUAUAUUUUACAAUUCAAAUA
Helianthus annuus (common sunflower) is the source of this 1178-nucleotide messenger RNA. RefSeq names its product ribosome biogenesis protein BRX1 homolog 2. NCBI's taxonomy places the organism in Eukaryota, Viridiplantae, Streptophyta, Magnoliopsida, Asterales, Asteraceae. Gene Ontology annotation, cellular component: nucleolus. Gene Ontology annotation, biological process: ribosomal large subunit assembly; rRNA processing. The record is from RefSeq and is a predicted model, not a curated record. The transcript has 8 exons. Gene Ontology annotation, molecular function: rRNA binding. Bases 72 to 1004 code for a protein of 310 amino acids.